Sipha flava (yellow sugarcane aphid) is the source of this 828-nucleotide messenger RNA. It is a transcript of the gene boca, whose product is annotated as LDLR chaperone boca. The transcript has 5 exons. Lineage: Eukaryota; Metazoa; Arthropoda; Insecta; Hemiptera; Aphididae. Bases 188 to 745 code for a protein of 185 amino acids. The record is from RefSeq and is a predicted model, not a curated record. Gene Ontology annotation, biological process: protein folding.
GAUCGUCGAUGUGACGUUACGAACCGCAAAGCUGCUUUGUUGAUCUCAUGCUCUGUCAAUGUAUGCCUUGAAUUGAUUUUCGACCGUACUUUUCAUUCGAUUAUUAUGCGAUCGUAUACUCCGUGAAUUCUCAUCAUCUGUGCCCUACGCAUCGUUUUCUGUGCUGUUAUUUAAAAAAACAAAAAAAAUGCUCCGGUCCAUACUUGUCAUGGCUUUAGUGUUGACGAUCGUGGUCGCGAAAAAAUCGCCACCCAACGAAAAGCCGGCUUGGGCCCAAAAAGACAUUAGAUAUUAUUCCGAAGCCGACAUGGAGCGAUUGCUUGACCAGUGGGAGGAAGACGAGGAUCCUUUAGAACCUGAUGAACUGCCCGAACAUUUGAGACCUCCUGUCAAAAUUGAUCCAAAUUUAGUCGGAAAUGAUCCUGAUGCUUUAUUAAAACUAUCCAAAAAAGGCAAAACUUUAAUGACCUUUGUUAAAGUAUCACCAAAGUAUAACAAAGAUGAUGUUGAAAAAAUAACUAAAAUUUGGCAAUCAAGUUUAUGGAACAAUCAUAUACAAGCAGAAAGAUUUAUGGUUGAUGAUAAUCGAGCAAUAUUCAUGUAUAAAGAUGGGUCUCAAGCUUGGGAUGCAAAAGAUUUCCUAAUACAACAAGAAGACUGUGUUGAUGUAACAAUUGAAAGUCAAGUAUUUAAAGGUCCAGCUUCUCCAUUUGUUCAAGGAGACGUUGAAAAGGUGGAAUUAUAAUUGUGGUUUUCUCUUAAUUAAGUUAAUUUAUUUUUAUAUACUGUUUGUAAUAAAUUUAAAAAAUGAAAAGUUUUGUGUUUAUA